Molecule: messenger RNA, 3510 nt
Organism: Labrus mixtus (cuckoo wrasse)
Lineage: Eukaryota; Metazoa; Chordata; Actinopteri; Labriformes; Labridae
Gene: gbe1b
Product: glucan (1,4-alpha-), branching enzyme 1b
Exons: 16
Coding region: 104-2173 (689 amino acids)
Biological process (GO): glycogen biosynthetic process
Cellular component (GO): cytoplasm
Molecular function (GO): 1,4-alpha-glucan branching enzyme activity; cation binding; hydrolase activity, hydrolyzing O-glycosyl compounds
Source: RefSeq, a predicted model, not a curated record
GGGUAUUAAAAAAAAAAAAAACUCUCGUACUCUACAUGACCGUCCUCUGCCUCUGUCACUGUCCGCAGCAGUCCGUGUUCGAUUGGUUUGGUCUGGAUGAACCAUGGCAGACCCGGAGGAUAAUGUUGCAAUUCCUGAGUUCAGCUGCCUACUCCAAAUGGAUCCUCACCUAAAAACGUACGAGAAGGACUUCAAGAGGAGGUAUGAGCUGCUACAGAAGCAGCUUCUCCAGCUGGAGGAGGCAGAGGGAGGCUUUGAGCAGUUCACACGCAGCUACCAGAACUUCGGUGUGCAGCGACGGCCUGACAACAGCCUCUUUUUCCAGGAGUGGGCUCCGGCUGCAGAGGCCCUCUUUCUCACCGGUGACUUCAAUGGUUGGGACAAAUUCGCCCACCCCUACACAAAGAAAGAAUUUGGCAAAUGGGAACUGGUUCUGCCUCCAAAGCCUGACAAGUCUCCAGCUGUGGAUCACAACACCAAGCUCAAGGUGGUCGUUCACACCAAUACCGGGGAGCGGCUGUACCGGCUCUCACCCUGGGCAAAAUAUGUGAACAGGGAGGAGAAAGCUGUCAUCUACGAGUGGGUUCACUGGGACCCUCCUCAGCCAUACAGUCAAAUCCAUCCUCGGCCCAAGAAGCCGACGAGCCUGCGAAUAUACGAGGCCCACGUGGGAAUCGCUUCACCCGAGGGGAAGAUCGCCUCGUACACCAACUUCACAACCAACGUUCUGCCUCGCAUUAAAGACCUGGGUUACAACUGUAUCCAGCUGAUGGCUAUCAUGGAGCACGCCUACUAUGCAAGCUUUGGAUAUCAGAUUACUAGUUUCUUUGCUGCUUCCAGUCGGUACGGUACCCCUGAUGAGCUGAAGCAGCUGAUAGACGUGGCUCACUCGAUGGGCAUCGUGGUGCUGCUGGACGUCGUUCACAGCCACGCCUCCAAGAACACCGAGGACGGCCUGAACGCCUUUGACGGCUCCAACUCGUGUUUCUUCCACGCUCCGCCCAGAGGGCAGCACAGCCUGUGGGACAGCCGCCUUUUCAACUACUCCAGCUGGGAAGUGAUGCGGUUUUUACUGUCAAACCUACGCUGGUGGAUGGAGGAGUACUGCUUUGACGGCUUCAGAUUCGACGGUGUUACCUCUAUGCUGUACCAUCACCAUGGCAUCGGCACGGGCUUCUCAGGGGACUACAGUGAGUACUUUGGCCUACAGGUGGAUGAAGACUCUUUGGUUUACCUGAUGCUUGCCAAUCACAUCCUUCAUACCCUUUAUCCUGACUGCAUCACUGUUGCAGAGGAUGUGUCAGGGAUGCCGGCUGUCUGCAGAGGAGUCGAGGAGGGAGGGCUUGGCUUUGAUUACCGUCUCGCCAUGGCCAUUCCUGAUAAGUGGAUUCAGAUCCUGAAGGAGUUUAAGGAUGAAGACUGGGACAUGGGCAAUAUAGUCCACACACUGACCAACCGGCGCUAUGGAGAGAAAUGCAUAGCCUAUGCAGAAAGUCACGAUCAGGCUCUUGUCGGGGAUAAGACUUUGGCCUUCUGGUUGAUGGACAAGGAGAUGUACACAAACAUGAGCUCCUUGAUUCCCAUGACGUCCAUCAUCGACCGCGGCAUUCAGAUUCACAAGAUGAUCCGCCUGAUCACGCAUGGUUUGGGUGGAGAAGGCUACCUCAACUUCAUAGGGAAUGAGUUUGGCCAUCCUGAGUGGCUGGAUUUCCCCAGAGAAGGGAACAAUGAGAGUUACCACUAUGCCCGGCGGCAGUUUAACCUGGUGGAUAUGGAGCACCUCCGCUACUGUCAGCUGUAUGCCUUUGACCGGGACAUGAACCGCACAGAAGACAAGUACGGCUGGCUGGCUGCUGCACCUGCCUUUAUCAGCGCCAAGCAUGAAGAGGACAAGGUCGUUGUGUUUGACAGAGGGAAUGUGCUCUUUAUCUUCAACUUCCACCCCACUAAGAGCUUCCAGGACUACAGGGUGGCAGUAGAAGUUCCAGGAAAAUAUAAAAUCAAGCUGGAUUCAGACAUGGUUCAGUAUGGGGGACACGGACGGCUGGACCACAGCACAGAGUUCUUCACAGAUGCCCAGCCCUUCAACGGACGCCAGAACUCCAUAAAGGUCUACAUCCCCUGCAGAACUGCUAUUGUCCUGGCCAACGAGGAGAUAGAUUACUGUUAUUAGAGGAUGAUUGUCUCCACAGAGACCAGGAUCGAGAAUGGAUUCCAAGCUCAAACCGAGUGUUAACAAUCACCUUCAUCUCAAAGUGUCAACCUUGCACACAACCCGUACCCACUUUCUGUUUUUGAGCUUUUUCUAAACGGGAUAAAAAAAAUCUUCUCGUGCUUUCAAACACCAUCUGCAACCUUAGAUGCUGUGUAACCCCAUUUACUACAGAUUGCUCCAUUUGGGAAGCGUCCAACCUAACCAGCAGAUAGACGCUAAAAGUUUAAACCCUGCCGAGUCCGUCCACCACCAGCCAGCAGACAUUUAUGGGCUCUGUGAAUUUGGCUUGUCAUCUCAAACACAUGACCAACGACUGUGGCAUAAAAAGAGGCAAAACUGCACCAUUCAAACAUUGCACACGCUCCGAGAAAACAAGAAUACUGUAGAUUGUCACAUCUAACUUGCUUUGAUAAUUUUGUAUUUGAAGACACACAACGUGACGGUGUCAAAGACACGCAGAGAUUUACAGUGAGACCAGCUCAUGAAAUUCAAAAAGUCAACGUAUUUAAUCACUGUGAUCCAUCUUUGUUAAUUUGCAUUGUGGGACAUUUUACGUAUAAAAAUAAUGUAAUUUGCACAAAGUAAUGAGCUGUGUUGAAUUAUUACGCUUUUAAUGGGUAUCUGAAACAUUUGUGUUGUAAUGUUUGAAUUUAUGUUUCUACUGGGAGCGUUUGUGCGGUUAUUUAUGGCCCUGUUAUUAAGCCAGUAAUUUGCUGCUGAAGCAAAGUGAUCAAAUCACUUCAUUUGUUCACAGCCUGUUGUAUAACUUACAAGUAACAUUUUUACCUGUAUUACACCGUUUUCUUUCCCACUUUGCAAAAAUGAACGCAUAGUUUCUCCAACAUUAAAUCAUGUUAAUGUAGUGUAUGUUGUGAGUUUCACUAACUCUGCUCAAUUCUGCUGGAGAAAGUCGACACUGUAGAUCCACACAUCAGACAACACGACGAUGUAUGAGUAUAGUACGACUCAAACAACUUACUUAUGUGCACUGUUUUCAUUAGCAUUCCCCCGGGGAUUAUUCCCACCAAACAUAGAAAUAGUCUAAAUCAUGACAAAGAUUGAAAUGUGCCUCGUCUAAUAAACUGACUUUUUGUGUUUUCUCAACACACUCAGUGAUGGAAAUCUCCGUUCAUGCAAUGCUCAAGCUGUGUUCCCCAUAGCUUUCACAUGAGAAGCUUAUUGAUCAGCUAAAAUAUAGGGAACAUCACACACUGUUGAUAUGUGACUGUUAUUGUGAUGGCUGAGCUCACUCACUCAGACAACAUGUUAUUAAAAUAGUGUAUAAUACAAGAGCC